ACAAAAAUGAAACCAGUCGGACGAACCACACGCGCAGCCUCACGUGCCCAACACACGUACAAGCAGCCCCAGCCCCUCAGCAAAACUGCCUCGCCCAUCUGGAAAGAUUGAAGGGAAACCUAGCGAGCCCCAGGACGAAGUGAGAUUGACAGAGAGCGAUUCACUUCUUUCGCAUAGCUCAGCAUUUCAACCAUGGCCCUGAACAACGCAGUCAGAUCAGCCACAAAGUUGCUCACGUCUACCGAAUCAUUUCUUCCCAAAUCUGCGAGUAGAGGAUUCCAUUCAACCAAGGUGCAGAGGAUGGGGGGACACGGUGGCCACGAUGAGCCCUUCUACCUUCAUGCGAAGCACAUGUACAAUUUGGACAGGAUGAAACAUCAGAAGUUGAAGAUGAGCCUUGGUGUGUUCACCGCUUUCAGUAUUGGUGUUGGGGUUCCUGUGUAUGCUGUCAUCUUCCAGCAGAAGAAAACUGCUUCUGGCUAAGGUCUCACGUCAGCCCCCUUGGCUCCAAUAACACAGACAAAUUUAAGUCAUUUUGUAGCUAUUGGUAGCUUUCAUUGGCUUCAGUUUUCAAAAUUUUAAAUGAAUUUUACCGUUAUUCUGUUUGCUUAAAAACUUGGGAGUACAUAUUCUUGCUUUCGCAAUAAAAUAUUCUUUGGGAUGGUUCUAA
Malania oleifera is the source of this 670-nucleotide messenger RNA. RefSeq lists its product as uncharacterized. The record is from RefSeq and is a predicted model, not a curated record. Bases 193 to 483 code for a protein of 96 amino acids. The transcript is spliced from 2 exons. Lineage: Eukaryota; Viridiplantae; Streptophyta; Magnoliopsida; Santalales; Ximeniaceae.